Messenger RNA from Radiomyces spectabilis, 2661 nucleotides. RefSeq names its product alanyl-tRNA synthetase. The transcript has 14 exons. NCBI's taxonomy places the organism in Eukaryota, Fungi, Mucoromycota, Mucoromycetes, Mucorales, Radiomycetaceae. The record is from RefSeq and is a predicted model, not a curated record. Gene Ontology annotation, cellular component: cytosol; cytoplasm. Gene Ontology annotation, biological process: alanyl-tRNA aminoacylation; tRNA modification. Gene Ontology annotation, molecular function: aminoacyl-tRNA deacylase activity; ATP binding; amino acid binding. The coding region runs from base 1 to 2661 and encodes 886 amino acids.
AUGCAUCAGAGCUGCCUGCUUUACGUUCGUAGUCGUUUGCGUCCACGAUCGAACCUAUUAAGGUUAUCAGGACAACUGUCCGUAAGAAAUAUACAACAGUUGUCGUCGCCCGAGUUGCGAUCGCGAUUCUUGAAGUAUUUUCAGGAUAAGAAUCACACGAUUGUCAAGAGUGCCAGUUUGAUACCGCAUAAUGAUAAAUCGCUCCUCUUUACCAAUGCUGGCAUGGUGCCAUUCAAAGACUACUUUCGCCAGCCUGACACAGCCCCCUUUGGAGCAGCAACCAGUGCUCAAAAGUGUAUGCGUGCAGGUGGCAAACACAACGAUCUCGACAAUGUCGGCUACACUCCUCGUCACCAUACAUUCUUUGAAAUGCUGGGCAAUUUCUCUUUUGGUCAAUAUGGAAAAGAAGAGGCAAUUCGAUAUGCCUGGCGAUUCUUAUUGGACGAACUCAAAUUACCUGUGGAUCGGCUACGAGUCACAAUUUUGGCCGGUGAUCAAGAGGGGUAUGAACUCUGGAAAAAGCAGGGUUUGACGGAUGACAUGAUUGUGCAAUGCGGUCCCGAAGAUAACUUUUGGUCCAUGGGCGAUGGUGAAGGCCCUUGCGGUCCGUGCACAGAGAUCUUUUGGGAUACAAGAGACGCUAGUCUAGGCGAAGAUCGAUGGCUGGAAAUUUGGAAUUUAGUGUUUAUGCAAAAUUAUCGGAAUGCCGAAGGUCAACUAUCCGAACUGCCAAAACCAUGCAUUGAUACGGGUAUGGGUUUGGAGCGCAUGGCGGCCGUACUUCAGGGCAAGAAGAAUAACUUUCAGAUUGACCAAUUCCGGGAUUUGAUUGCCGGUGUGCGAGAGUGUAUGGAUCGACGUGGGCUUGCGAGCUUGAAAACAGAGGAUCCUAGCGCGCAUGAAAAAAUUAUUGCCGAUCAUUUCCGUGCAAUGUGCUUCCUUAUCUGCGAUGGUGUAGUACCCAGUAACAUUGGUCGUGGUUAUGUCUUGCGAAGAAUCAUCCGCCGUGCCCUUCGAUCAGCACGUCAAUUGGGUAUCAAUGAACCAUUCUUGACGGAUUUAUAUCCAUCAUUGCUUCAGGGAUUUGUGGAUGGAUCUUAUCCCGAGUUAUCUGUGCGCGCUUCCUCUAUUUGCAACAUUAUCACGAAUGAAGAGAGUGCGUUCCUUGCUACGUUGGAUCGUGGUAUUGCACUGCUCGAUUCCGUUUUUGAACAACCCAAUUUGCAACAAUCCAAAACCAUCCCGGCGGAAAUUGCCUUUCAAUUAUAUGAUACCUAUGGGUUCCCGUUCGAUUUGACUCUAAUUAUUGCCAAGGAGAGAGGAUGGAACGUUGACCUAAAAGAAUGGCGAAACCGGAACAUUCUUCCUCAAUUCACGGGCUAUGACCAUGCCUUACUGCAUCAAGAAUCAGAAGUUAUUGCUAUGGAUAUAGUAAAGAAGGGCAAAAAGCUGGAAGUGAAUGUAGCCAUUGAUCCUUGUCCCUUCUAUGGUCUUGGCGGCGGUCAAGUGCCUGAUCAGGGCAAUAUUACGCUUGCCAACGGUAGUCAGUGGAAUGUGACUGACGUUGUCCAACCAUACGAAGGUUGCCUUGCCCUUCGUCUGACUCCUCAGACAGCAGAAGGCGAAACCAUCCAAGAACGAUUACAAAAAGAUGAAGCCUAUUUUCAGGUGGGUAAGAUUGUCAAGACCGAAGUGGAUUUAGCUCGACGACAGGGCGCCGAAGUCCAUCAUACAGCUACACAUAUUCUCAAUGCGGGACUGCGGGCAGUUCUAAACACAGACAUCGUACAAGCAGGUUCUACUGUGGAGCCUUCCAAGUUACGGUUCGAUUUUACGUAUGGAAAGCCGAUCAAAGCAGAACAGCUUUUGGAACUGGAGGAUUGGGUAAACAAAGUUGCAUUAACGGGUGUCUAUACUUCGAUCAAGCACAUGAAAUUAUUGGAAGCCACAUCUGCAGGAGCAAUUGCUGCGUUUUCGGAAAAAUACGGCGACGUUGUUCGCGUUAUUGAUGUUCCUGGUGUUGGUAAAGAAUUGUGUGGUGGCACCCAUGUGGACAAUGUCCGCAAAUUGUACCCAUUCAAGAUCUUGAGCGAAACCUCGGUGGCGGCAGGUACACGACGUAUCGAAGCUGUGGCAGGUCUCUCAAGUAUUCAAUGGUAUCAAAAGACCUUUGCUCCUAUUCCCAAUGUCUUGAAAAUGCUAAGGGCGAAUUCUACGGAUGAGAUGGUGGGCAAGUUGGAAAAGAUCCAGCAGCAAACCAGAGAUCUCCAGAAGCGGCUCGACUUUAUGACCGAGAAGCUGGCGUCUGCCGGUGAGGCCAUUCAGCAUCCGAUUGAUGCUGCUUUGCAAGGUGUGAAUGUGCGGCUUCACUUAGUUGACCCCGAACUGGAUGCCAAUUUUAUGCAAAAACGAGCCAACGUGCUCAAAGAAAGUCAAUCCACGGCAGCCCAUAUUCUGCUGAAUGGCAAUACAAUUGUUGUCUCUGUCCCUGCUAAACUGACAAGUCAAAUUACUGCCAACUCGAUUUUGAAACAUGUGUUGAAGCAUGUUAAAGGUGGUGGCGGUGGCCAAAAGGAAUAUGCCCAAGGACGGUUAGCGAAACCAAUUCUUUCCGUCGAUGAUAUCGAAGCAAAUCUCGUACCUGCAUUAGAGAAGGCAUAG